Penicillium olsonii is the source of this 1398-nucleotide messenger RNA. NCBI's taxonomy places the organism in Eukaryota, Fungi, Ascomycota, Eurotiomycetes, Eurotiales, Aspergillaceae. The record is from the annotation of a GenBank genome assembly.
AUGGCCGCAUCAAAGGCCGGCUCUUUGAUCUGGAGAAUCCUACUGGCGGCCGUCUUGUGUCUGUCCAUUCCAGCCACCGGCAAUAUUCUUGAUCCCGCGAGCUAUGCCCCUGAAGAUGUCAUUGUCACUGACGUUGCAAUCAUUGGGGGUGGCGCUGCGGGAACGUAUGCUGCGAUCAACCUCCAACAAAUGGGCCAGAAGGUGGUAGUCGUCGAGGAGAGAAAGCAUCUGGGCGGGCAUACAAACACUCACACUGAUCGCUCUACCAAUAUCACUAUUGACUACGGAGUGCAGGCAUAUUUGAACAACUCUGUCACUAUUGACUUCUUCGCGCAUUUUGAUGUCCCCCUAAUCGACUAUGGUGACCCGAGCAUCGCCUUUCGACCGGCUGAUUUCAAAACAGGUCAGCCUAGUGACUUCAAACCAAGUCGAGACCUCAGUCGAUGGGCGGCACAUCUUGCUAAAUAUCCUUGGCUGGAUUCGAGCUGGAAAAUUCCGCUGCCCGUGGAUCCCGACCUGCUGUUACCAUUGAAGGACUUCCUCGCGAAAUACAACAUGACUGAUAUUACAUUCUCCUUAUAUUACAGUGCCCAGGGGCUAUCAAACCCUGUCCACCAACCUACAGUCAACGUGAUGAAGAUGAUAUCUCCAUCGUUUCUGCGCGAGCAGAGAGGCGGAGCGGUGGUGACUGCACGCCACAGUAACAAGGAGAUAUACAGGAAAGCCGAAGUCAAGUUAGGCUCUAGUCUUUUCACUAAAUCAAAAGUCACCGCAGUUACAAGACCCCAAAAUGGACCAGUGUCACUAGCAGUCAAGACACGCACUGGGUCCAAACUGAUCAAGGCGACUAAACUUCUGAUCACGAUGCCUCCGACCUUGCAUAACCUCGAACCAUUCGACUUGAACAUGGAGGAGCUCAGAAUUUUCACGCAGUGGAAACACUUCGGAUAUUACACAAUACUAUUCAACAACACCAGUCUACCUCCAAAUGUUCAGUGGAUCAACGUCGACAGUUCAACAGCGUACCACAUCCCGGAACUGCCUGCUCCGUCCAUGAUCAGCAGUACUCGAAUCCCAGGCACAGUCUUUGUUUACUUCCGAAGUCCAUUCGAUCUGAAGCGUGCAGAAAUACAGAACGCCGCUAUCAAGGCCAUUCGGAAUAUUCAACGAGCACAGAAUUUGACACAAACCACUCCAAAUGUUCUCAAGUUCAAAUCUCACGCACCGUUUCAGUUGAAUGUUCCCGCCGAUUGUAUUGCGAGUGGAUUCUACAGUGAUCUCGUUGCGUUGCAAGGAAAACGCAAUACAUGGUAUUCGGGCGCGGCCUUCGUUGGCCACAACAGUGGCCUGAUCUGGGAAUACACCCGCAAUCUGUUGCCACAAAUUGUCUCUCAUUGA